This is a messenger RNA of Tripterygium wilfordii, 1668 nucleotides long. RefSeq names its product F-box protein CPR1-like. Lineage: Eukaryota; Viridiplantae; Streptophyta; Magnoliopsida; Celastrales; Celastraceae. The transcript has a single exon. Bases 58 to 1287 code for a protein of 409 amino acids. The record is from RefSeq and is a predicted model, not a curated record. Gene Ontology annotation, molecular function: protein binding.
UUAGGUGGUUGAGCACAAAAAAAAACAAGAUUUUGAGCAUCGAAACAAACAAAAGCCAUGUCUGAUUACUUCCCUCAAGAAGUUCUAGCCGAUAUUCUUCUACGAUUACCCACCAAAACCAUUGGCCUUUGCUCGUGCGUCUGCAAAUCAUGGCACUCUGCGAUCACGAACCCUACCUUCGUCCACAACCAUUUCACCCAAACCCAGAACGACAACGAUCGUCGUCGUCUGUUCCUCCUCAGGCAUUUUCCAGAGACCCACAACAGAGAGCGCUACUCUCUUCAUUCCGACAACUACGCAUUCGAUAAAGUUCAAGACUUGGACUUCCCACUCCAGAGCUUCAAUCGCCAUUUUCGCAUUGUUGGUUCCUGCAAUGGCGUACUCUGCUUAUCUGAUGAUACCACAGUGAUUACUGCAAAUUUCGUUUUGUGGAAUCCAUCAAUACGUAAGUACAUCUCCCUCCCGCGUCCCCUUGUCUCCUGUAGCUCUCACGGGCUUUUCACAUUUGCUCUUGGUUUCGGCUUCGAUUCUCUUUCGUGUGAUUACAAGGUCGUGAUGCUUGCAUAUCUCAAAACAAAAUAUGGGUUUUACUCUUCUCGUCGACCUACUGUGAAUGUGUAUUCUCUCAAUACCAAUUCUUGGAGAGACGUCAGUGCUACUGCUCUUUCGUAUAGAGUGGUUGAGUUUCUCUGGACCCAGGUUUUCAUGAAUGGGGCUGUUCAUUGGAUCGCGUCCACUCAUGAUAUUGGACUUAAACUUGAACGGUUCAAUAAAAGCCCUUUCGGCAAUUUGAUUUUGAGGUUUGAUCUUGCACAUGAGGUGUUUGAUAAAAUGUCUCUUCCAGAGAGUUUGGUAUCCAGCACUCAGUAUGAACUGUCCAUUACCGUCCUUGGUGAACGACUCUCGGUUGUGCAGUUCCAUAGGCGUAGCUACCAUGCCUGUUCCAUAUGGAUGAUGGAGGAGUAUGGUGUGGCAGAGUCUUGGACUAAAUGGUUGGAAAUUGGUUUGAUGUAUGAAAUCCCUGAUCGACGACGGUUAGUCACGAGCCAAAAUCUGGGAAAAGUUUUGGGUUUGCGGGAAAAUGGUCAAUUAGUAUUGGAAAUGAAUGAUGGGCGAGUGCUUUUUUAUCAUCCAGUGACACAAAUGGUCAAAAAUGUUGGAAUUCAUGGCUUAGAAGACUCUUUUUAUUUUGACAGUUUUGUAGAGAGCCUAGUGUUGCUUGGCAAAGGCGCUGAGAAUUUGAAGAGAGAGUGCAUUCAAUCAAAUAAGAGAAGGAGAUGUUGUUAGAAAGUGCCAACCUUGUCUUUAUUCAAUUCCUGAUAUGCUUGUGCCAUGUAGGGUUGUAACUGGAGUGGAGGUGCAAAAUCAUGAUGCAGGGCAACCUCUUAGUAAUGUAUAUGGGGAUAAGAUUCAGAAACAAUGGGGGAAUACCUUUGCUUUUCUAGAGACAUGGCUCAUGGAUGGCUUGGUUCAGCCCAGGAUUGCAUAGUUGUAAGAUGAAGUUGCCUAUGGUUUCAAGUAAUUAGGCUUUCUGUAGUAAUGGCCAAUUGGGAUUUGGGUGUUCUGUAUGCUGUAUACAACUUAUUUUGAUUCUAGCAGAAGUGAACUUGCUCAACGUUUAUGUUAUGAUGAUGAAUAUAUAUAUAUAUCCCGAGUCAAUUAGUUGGA